This is a messenger RNA of Sorex araneus (European shrew), 2026 nucleotides long. It is a transcript of the gene TPGS2, whose product is annotated as tubulin polyglutamylase complex subunit 2. The record is from RefSeq and is a predicted model, not a curated record. The transcript has 7 exons. The coding region runs from base 545 to 1297 and encodes 250 amino acids. NCBI's taxonomy places the organism in Eukaryota, Metazoa, Chordata, Mammalia, Eulipotyphla, Soricidae. Gene Ontology annotation, biological process: protein polyglutamylation.
CCGGCCUCGGCGGGCCGGGAAGGGCCAGGCUGAGGUGCCGCAGUGUCGGGGCAACGCGGCGUCGGGCGCUCGCCGAGACCUCGGGGACGGGUGCCCGGCGGGGCUGCCGCUCCGCGCUCUUCCCCGCAUCUCCCCGUCGCCGGGCUUUCAGGCGCCGAGCUGUCGGGCGCCGUGCACUACAACUCCCGGCAUGCCGUGAACCUGACGGCCGAGGCGCCCAAGCGACGUCCGGGCCACCUGCCCGGCCUGCUCUCCCGCCGCCUCUCGGCCGCCGUGCUGACCGCGCGCGGGACGGCCGCGCGGGCCAUGGAGGAGCCGCCGGACCAGCCGCUGGGCGCCUGCACCAGCAAACCGCACCUGGAGAAGCUCACCCUGGGCAUCACCCGCAUCCUCGGGGUAAUAAAUGAUAAUCAAAGGAAUGUGAUAUUCCUAGAGAAUUAAUCAACAAUGAGCUAUACUGGUCCAAUUGACUCUCUCUUCUCCAGAAUCUUCCCCAGGUGUGACAGAGGUGACCAUAACAGAUAAACCACCAGCCGAACGUCAUAUGAUUUCUUCAUGGGAACAAAAAAAUAGCUGCCUCCUGCCAGAAGAUGUGAAGAAUUUUUACCUUAUGACCAAUGGCUUCCACAUGACAUGGAGUGUGAAAGUUGACGAGCACUGCAUUCCACUGGGCAACAUGACAAUUAACAGCCUCUCAAAACUGACUCAACUCAACCAUUCUUCCAUGUAUUCACUUCCUAAUGCACCAACUCUGGCCGACCUGGAGGAUGAUUUGCAAGAAGCCAGUGAGAACCAGCCAGAGAAGCCUCACUUUGAUUCUCGCAGCGUGAUAUUUGAGCUCGAUCCUUGCAAUGGGAAUGGGAAGGUUUGCCUUGUCUACAAAAGAGGGAAACCAGCAUUGCCGCAUGACACUGAGAUCUGGUUCCUGGACAGAGCAUUAUACUGGCAUUUUCUCACAGAUUCCUUUACUGCCUACUACCGUCUGCUCAUAACCCACCUGGGCCUGCCCCAGUGGCAGUAUGCUUUCACCAACUAUGGCAUUAGUCCACAGGCCAAGCAAUGGUUCAACAUGUAUAAGCCCAUGGCCUACCACACAAGCCUACUCACAGAGGAGAACGACUUCUUUGUGAACAAGCUGGAUCCUAGCAAAGUGUUCAAGAGCAAGAAUAAGACCUUGGUCCCCAAGAAGAAAGGGCCUGUUCAGCCCACCAGUGCUCCCAAAGGGCCCCCAGGUCCUGUCUCCACCUCCAAAGCUUCCUCUGGCACUGGCGGCUCUGGAAAUGCCGUCCGGAAAUGAGCGCCCCCACAUCCAGCCCUCCACAGCCCACUGUGAUCAUUUCCAUGCACUGAUGGCCCAGGUAUGGGUCGGGCCUCAUAUUCUACACGUGGACCCACAGCCAUCUGAGAGAUCAGGAUCCUAAGCUGUACUCUGGGCGUGGCCAGGAGUUGGAGGGCACAUCGGCCUUCCCCCAGAGUCCUUCCAUCGUACUCCUAAGCAGCGAGUCACGUCACACCCUCUGCCCCCAGAAACUAUGGAGAAAUUCAGAUCUCGUUUCUGUAGCUUUAACAAAAUAUCUUGUUUAAGAUCUUUUAAAGAGUUUUCCUCUUUCUAUACCCAACCACCUACCUUCAACAGUGACUAAAGAAGUCUUCCAAAGAAAAGGCUGGUUUUGACCCACAGGGCAGUAGAACAGCUCUGUUUAAUUGCUAGCCAUUAGCCAUGCAUGGUGGUUUAGUGGUAUUUUGACUAUUCACAGGGCAAGUGGAGUCUGUCUAUGACGGUUCAGAGAGAAUGGAACAAUUGAAAGUUCUCUUAUUUAGAGCUGCAUCUGAAUAUUUUCACACUUUUUCCAGAUUAAUAAUUUUUGUUAGAAUAUGGUAAACCUUUUGUUUCACAAUUUCCAUGAAAACUCUUGAAGAUAUGAUUUUAUGUUUAUACCCUCAACAAACACAUCUUUUACUCGUUUCUUUUUAUAGUUGCCUGUAAUUUCUCCUCUUUGAUUUCUUAUAAAGUUUCUUGCUUUUG